Messenger RNA from Manihot esculenta (cassava), 2555 nucleotides. RefSeq names its product mechanosensitive ion channel protein 3, chloroplastic. Lineage: Eukaryota; Viridiplantae; Streptophyta; Magnoliopsida; Malpighiales; Euphorbiaceae. The record is from RefSeq and is a predicted model, not a curated record. Bases 365 to 2371 code for a protein of 668 amino acids. The transcript has 14 exons. Gene Ontology annotation, biological process: transmembrane transport. Gene Ontology annotation, cellular component: membrane.
AGCUCAUUGGACCACGUCGGCUGGAGAAAAUUCAGCCCCAUGUGCACGUUAGCACAGUCCCUAAACAAUUUGCUAAUCUCCAGCUCUAAUUCUCCCUUACAAGAAGUCCUGUUCCCCAUUUGUGGAAACUGCAGAAACUUUAGGUUACUGUAUCCUUAAGCUAUUGUCUGCUCCAUUUAUCGUUCAGUGUCUCACCAAAUUUUCCCGGAAAUUAUUGUUUUCUGUUAGUUUCGGUCCUUUUUGUUGAUUAGGGCCCUGGGGAAGUUGAAGUUGUGAUUUGAAGAUCUUUUCAAUAGGUGUUAUUCGUUUGUCUGGUACACUUAAUACCCAUUUGGUUUCCAGAAUAUCCAUUUCCAAUCCAGUCAUGACCCAUGCAAGUUCGAUCCAAUUAUCCCACGAAUUAAGGAUUCAUAACACUCGUGGAUGCAGUAGCCAACAUAGUUUUACCUGUUAUCCACAGUGUGUGACGGGAAAGGAAAAGAACAGAGUACAUUUGGUUAACUUCAGUCUUUCAGCGCAUGGUUUGAGACGGGAUGCUUGGACUCUUCACUUUUUAAGUAGCACACGUGGGCCAAUAAUUGCUGCACCUUCCAGGUGCAAUAUUUUCUUGUGCCAAUCUCUUCUAACACCCAAUGGAGGAAAUGGAAUUCCUGUUCUGAAAUCUGCAUCUGUGGUCUUGACAAGGUCAUAUGAUGCCUUGGGUGGAAAUCAACUUGUUCUUAAAUUGAUUCCAGCAGUUGGUAUCAUUGCUUUUGCCGCAUGGGCUCUUGGUCCCCUUAUGCGCUUGGGCAGGGUUAUUUUUCUCCAUAAAUCUGAUAACACUUGGAAGAAAAGUAGAACAAAUUAUAUUAUGAGCUCAUAUCUUCAACCUUUGCUACUAUGGACUGGAGCAAUGCUCAUCUGCAGGUAUUUUGAGGAAGUUAAAUCUUUAAGGAGAUGCUAUUGUGACAAUCAAUUAAUGCUACUUAAUGAUCUGCAUGUUUCCAGAGCACUGGAUCCUUUAAUUCUACAGUCAGAAGCAAGCCAGGCUGUGAAGCAACGACUUCUGAAUUUUGUACAAUCACUAUCAACUGUGCUGGCAUUUGCCUAUUGUUUAUCAAGCUUGAUACAACAGGCACAAAAAUUCUUCACAGAGACAAAUGACUCUGAUGGUGCAAGAAAUAUGGGCUUUAGUUUUGCUGGAAAAGCUAUUUAUAGUGCCGUUUGGAUUGCGGCCGUAUCAUUGUUCAUGGAAUUGUUGGGUUUCUCUACACAAAGAUGGCUCACAGCGGGGGGUCUUGGUACAGUAUUGCUUACCCUUGCUGGUCGGGAGAUAUUUACAAAUUUUCUUUCAAGUGUAAUGAUCCAUGCAACACGGCCAUUUGUUGUGGGUGAAUGGAUCCAGACAAAGAUUGAAGGCUAUGAGGUUUCUGGCACUGUUGAGCAUGUGGGAUGGUGGUCACCUACAAUCAUAAGAGGUGAUGAUCGCGAAGCAGUUCACAUUCCAAAUCAUCAAUUCACUGUGAAUGUUGUUAGAAAUCUCAGCCAGAAGACUCAUUGGCGCAUUAAGACCCACCUCGCUAUCAGUCACUUGGAUGUCAAGAAAAUUAAUAACAUUGUAGCUGAUAUGCGCAAGGUUUUAGCCAAAAAUCCUCAAGUGGAGCAGCAAAGGUUGCACAGAAGAGUUUUCUUGGACAAUGUUGACCCAGAGAAUCAGGGUCUCAAGAUUUUGGUUUCAUGCUUUGUGAAAACCUCACAUAUUGAAGAGUACCUCUGUGUGAAGGAAGCUGUGCUCUUGGAUCUUCUUAGAGUUAUAAGCCACCAUAAGGCUCGGCUCGCUACGCCUAUCCGAACUGUUCAGAAAAUGUACAGCGAGGCUGAUUUGGAUAAUGUACCAUUUGCUGACACUAUUUUUACUCGAUCAGGAGUAGCUACUAACCGCUCAUUAUUGCUGAUUGAGCCCUCUUAUAAAAUCAAUUCUGAUGAUAAAACUAAAGAUUCAGCUCAUUCAGUACGUAGUGAAGCAGCCUCAACAUCCGAGUCUAAAGCAGAUUCAAGUUCUGGAUCAAUGCCAAAUGUUGAUUCAAUAAAAGAUAAAGUCACUGCAACAAACUCCGACUCCAAUACAACUUCUAAGGUUUCAGCUAUCCCCGUGUCAGAGCCCCAACCAUCAGUGGGAAGACCUCCAUUGGAGGAGAACAUUGUUCUUGGCGUUGCUCUGGAGGGCUCAAAACGAACACUUCCAAUUGAAGAAGAAAUGGCUCCAUCUCCCUUUCCCCCCGAGUCAAUGGAAUUGACGGCAAGUCGGAACGGUGGUGGGUCCCCUUCUGUUGGGAAGGAUAAGAAAGAUGGUCAGAUGCCAACAGUUCCAAGUUCCUCAAACAUUGAUUAACAGAUUGAAGUAAGUAAAAAACACAGUAUAUGCCUCUUGAACAUUGAAAUUGUAGAAGAAUGCGACAGCUGUGUUUUUGAAGCUGUCGUUUGCUGUUUCAUACUCGGUUGUGAAUUGUCCUUGUUGUAAAUAAUUGUUUAAUUGAAAAAGUCUUAGGAAGAUGAAGAAGAAAUUGACAAGCCAA